This is a messenger RNA of Brassica oleracea var. oleracea, 1205 nucleotides long. Its product is annotated as syntaxin-112. The coding region runs from base 221 to 1087 and encodes 288 amino acids. The record is from RefSeq and is a predicted model, not a curated record. NCBI's taxonomy places the organism in Eukaryota, Viridiplantae, Streptophyta, Magnoliopsida, Brassicales, Brassicaceae. Gene Ontology annotation, cellular component: endomembrane system; SNARE complex; plasma membrane. Gene Ontology annotation, molecular function: SNAP receptor activity; SNARE binding. The transcript has 3 exons. Gene Ontology annotation, biological process: intracellular protein transport; exocytosis; vesicle fusion.
CUUCUUUAUAACUUCUCUUCCUUCUCUUUCAAAAUUUGAAUCCCUCUUAUUCUGAUCUUAGAGAAACCGCACAGAGAGAGAAAGUAGCGAAGUUGAUUGAGAGAGAAGAGCCGUUCCUUGCAAAGCAAGCAUUUCUUUUGGUUCUUCCUCCCCGGAGAACAGAAACAAACUCUGCUUUUACGUAACCGGUUUCUACGAAGUUUCUUAAUCCGCAAGAAAGAUGAAUGAUCUGAUGACCAAAUCGUUCCUAAGUUAUGUGGAACUCAAGAAGCAAGCCAAGAUCGACACAGAAUCAGACCACGUCGACGUCGAGAAAGGCGAUCUUCAUCAAGAAAACCUCUCCGCUUUCUUCUCAGAGAUCGAAUCAAUCAAAACCAUAAUCGAAGAGAUCACUCAUCUCUUACACGAUCUCAAGAACCUAAACGAAGAGACCAAGUCCACACACAGCGCCAAGAUCCUCCGCGGGUUGAGAGACAGGAUGGAGUCCAACAUCGUCGCCAUCUCACGCAAGGCCAACGCAGUCAAAACCCUAAUCGACGCCAUCGAGACAGAGAAUCGCAGGACUGGUUCUUGCGUGGACAGGACACGUGUUUCGAUAACGAAUGGUGUCAGGGCCAAACUGAGAGAGACGAUGAGCGAGUUUCGUCGCUUGAGGGAGAAGAUCUUCGCUGAGUACAGAGAAGACUUGAAGAGGAAGUAUUUUUUGGCGACCGGUGAGGAGCCAAGUAACAAGGACAUGGAGAAGAUGAUAUCUGGAGAUGGGUUAGUGAAGACGUUUGAAGUGAAACCAGAGAUGGAUUUGAAGACGAAGGAGAGACAUGAAGCUGUGAAUGACAUUAAGAGGAGUCUUAACAGGCUUCAUCAAGUGUUUCUCGACAUGGCUGUUCUUGUUGAGACGCAAGGAGAUAGGGUUGAUGAUAUUGAAGCUAAUGUGGCUACUGCAGGGAGCUUUGUGAGUGGAGGAACUAACAGUUUGUUCUAUGCGAAUCAGAUGAAGAAGAAGAACAAGAAGUGGGUUCUAUGGGGUUCGAUUUUGGGUGUUAUCAUUCUUCUUGUGUGUUUGGUCUCUAUGCUUGCUUCUCGUUGAAGUGGAAGUUCUGGUUCCUUUGUUUGGUUCAUGGAGAUUUGUUGCUUCUUUUGAUUAAUCUUGUUCGAAAGUAAGCAGAUUUUUUUUUUUUCAAGUAUGUUGCAGUGUUUUAGCUCUA